Molecule: messenger RNA, 512 nt
Organism: Austrofundulus limnaeus
Lineage: Eukaryota; Metazoa; Chordata; Actinopteri; Cyprinodontiformes; Rivulidae
Product: translation factor Guf1, mitochondrial
Biological process (GO): positive regulation of translation
Cellular component (GO): mitochondrion
Molecular function (GO): GTPase activity; mitochondrial ribosome binding; GTP binding
Source: RefSeq, a predicted model, not a curated record
UACGUAUUUAUAUCUAUGUGCCGGCUGACUUGUCAAGAUGUCGUCCCCCAGAAAGCUCGUGCUGAAGGAGCAAUGACGAUAUGUUAGAAUACUUGUAGUUUAUUUUUCAGUGUAAGAUGGCGAACAGUAAACUGAUGGUCCACCGCUUUAUAUUCUGAAAAGCUCUUGUUUCUUUUGUUACGAAGUGUUGCGCAGCUAGGCUAGGCUAGCAGUUAAAGUAAACAUGGCUACUCUCAUAACGCGGCUCUGUGAAGCAUCUCUAUUAAAACAUGUUGCAUACUUGAGACCGUGCAGAAAAAGAAUUCAAAGCUACAGCAUGUGCUACACGGUCUGUAGACAUCGCUGGACGAAAAGUCUUCCUGUUAGAACCUGCAGCGUCAGGAGGUUAAACACACAACAAGACAAGGUCGACCUGUCUAAGUUCCCUGUGGACAAAAUCAGGAAUUUCUGCAUCAUUGCUCAUGUCGAUCAUGGGAAAAGCACUUUGGCUGACAGGCUGCUGGAAAUGACAG